Messenger RNA from Eucalyptus grandis, 2153 nucleotides. Its product is annotated as protein IQ-DOMAIN 31. The transcript has 7 exons. The record is from RefSeq and is a predicted model, not a curated record. Gene Ontology annotation, molecular function: protein binding. The coding region runs from base 196 to 1833 and encodes 545 amino acids. Lineage: Eukaryota; Viridiplantae; Streptophyta; Magnoliopsida; Myrtales; Myrtaceae.
CAAAGCGCAAGAGACAAUCCACAUUCACAGUGGGCGGAGCGGUCCCUUCGUUUUAUCCUGCUCAUCUCUCUCGUACCCACUUCACUUCUCGCUCUCCAUCUUCGUUCUUCACUGUGCAUCACCAGUAGCUCGCUCUCUCUCUCUCUCCCUCUUCUCUCAGGCUUCUGCUUUGUUAGUCACUAGGUCUUGUAUUCAAUGGGUAAGUCAGGAGGCAAAUGGAUCAAGCAAGUACUUUUCGGGAAGAAAUCAUCCAAAUCUAGGUUGGUCAAGAAAACCGUGACAGAAAAAGAGCCAGUCGCAGCCUUUGAUGCAUCAACUGAAGAUUUGGCUCCACAAUCUUGCACUCUUCCAGAUGAAUUGCCCCUCACUGGCAAAAGGAUGGAAGAAAGCUUGGAGUUAGGAAAGGGAGGUAAUCAUGACGUAGGACAGAAUGUGGUUCCCUUAUCGUGUGGUGUGGAUAAUGUGGGUUUUGAACGAUUAAACAUGAGCUCUGCUGAGAUAAUCAGACAAGAAAAGGCUGCUUCAAAAGUGCAGGCAACUUUUAGGGGAUACUUGGCACGUCGUGCAUUUCGUGUUCUAAAAGGCAUAAUAAGACUACAGGCACUUAUUCGUGGACACCUAGUUAGGCGACAAGCUAUUGCUACUCUAGUCUGCAUGCGGGGCAUUGUCAAUCUCCAAAGGCUGAUUCGUGGUCGAAAGGAUACACCUCAUGUGAAGUCAUAUGAUAGAAGUACUAACUUUAAGCCAGAGAAGCUACUGAAGAAUUCUUUCAUCUGUAAGCUUCUUUCAUCAACUACUGCUGUGCCCCUGAAUAUCCAUUAUGAUCCGGUUGAACCAAACUCAAGUGAGAACUGGUUGGAACGCUGGUCGUCAAUCCACUUUUGGGAACCUCUUCCACAACAAAAGAAAGCUACUGGGUUGAGGUUUCAGAAGCAACAGAGCAGUACUCCAUCUGGAGAAACUGAGCGAAACAGGACAAGGCGUGUUAGCCGAAGAGUUCCCAUUUCAAAUGGUGACAAUAAUUCAGUGAAGCCUGCAACUGAUACUGAGAAGCCUAACCGUAAACCGAGGAAAACUAUAAAUCAUAAACCAGAACAGGCGCAAGAACAGCCUCAAAAUGAGCUUGAGAGGGUAAAAGGGAAUUUGAGAAAAGUUGCUGCGGCUAGUAAAGAGGCUCAUGAAAAUUCUGAAGCUCUGCCAGAGAAGCCAAAGUCAACUCUCAUGGAUUCAACCUUCCAGUCUCCUGAUGCAGAUGGGAAAGUUGUAGAAGAUGUUGCUGAACUACAAAUUGUUGAAAAUACGGUAGUUAUUGGAGAUUCCUCAUUAGUUCAGUCUGAAACUCCUCCAAAACCUCUGUCUGUUGGUGAGUCUGUCGAUGUGCUUCUUGAUGAAUGCCCUGCGAUUGAAGCCCAAUUAUCCAUAAAUGAUGAAAAGGGUGAUGAAACUUUGGCAUUAAAUGAGGGGCCGACUCUGAAGGAAGAUAAUACUGCCAAAAUGAGCCAGAAGACCAAGAGGAGGAUGUCUUUCCCAGUGAAAGAGGAAUUAUCAGAGAACGUUUCAUUGAAUUCUCCUACAGUGCCUAGCUACAUGGCUGCAACUGAAUCUGCAAAGGCAAAGCUGAGAGCACAAGGAUCUGCAAGGAUCAGUCAAGAUGGGGUUGAAAAUGGUUUUGUCAGGAGGCAUUCUCUGCCAUCUUUGAACAAUGAAAAGUUGAGUUCAAUGUCACCGCGCAUGCAGAAGCAAGUCCAGGUAAAUGGAAAAGGUGGAAGCAGAACCGACAGAUCAUUGUUGUUAUCUAGAGAUAGUACUGAGAAACCAGGAUGGAGAAGGUGAUUGGACUCUUCCUCAAAUCGUUGAAGGGAUAACUGGCAGAUUAAAGUGGUUAUAUGUGGAGUGCUUCCAAUUCCUUUGUCAUUUCUUUCUGUCAAUGUAUAGCCAUACGUAGGUUCUAGCGGGUCUUGUUUGUGUGUACUGAUCAUGUGAGUUAUCUUCUACUUUAAGGUUUUCGAUAGAAGUUGAGAGGUGAAGAUCUUAAGGUUUGUGCCUCCUCAGUGGGGAACUUGUUUAAUUCUGUUUAUUUGCGUUGGAGGUCCUGUACACAGUUCAUGGAACAAUUGAAAACUUAUGCAUUUGAAAACCUUCCUCUCCUUUUA